Molecule: messenger RNA, 900 nt
Organism: Schistosoma bovis
Lineage: Eukaryota; Metazoa; Platyhelminthes; Trematoda; Strigeidida; Schistosomatidae
Source: the annotation of a GenBank genome assembly
GUAAACACUCGAUGACCCAUUUGCACAAACAUACACGUUCAAACAUAAACAACGUGAAUCGGUAAUAUAUAAAAGGAAGAGAGUAAUCCAUUUGUAAAGUUGAAAGUCUCCAUAUCACGAUGAAAACAAUCUUCAUUCUCUCCCUGGCUGUCUGUUUUUUCGCUGUUCAAACCGAAUGUAACUCCGGUCAUGCGAUGAAUAGUUUGUUUCUAGAGGCUGCACAAACUUUUGGAAGUCUGAAAGCAUGCGCGACCAAAACCAAUGGAAUGGUGGAGGAAUAUUUCAAAGAAGAUGGUUUGGGUCAGAAGAUGAAUGAAGUUGUGCAUAUUCGUAAGUCCCACUAUCAAAAUAUCAAUGAUAUGGACAAUGAUCUUUAUAAUAAACUGGUCACAAACAGGCAGAUAAAUAGACAGAUAGAUUAUAUAAUAUUAGAUUAAAUAAGUAAAUAAAUAAAAUAAAAAGAUCUACUGAGCAACAUACUGAAAGAUGCAUAAAUAGAAACCGUUUCUGUGCAACUGAAAAUGCUUUAUAUUUUCAAGAAAUGGGUGGUGAUCAAUCUCAUAAGUAUUGAUGAAACGGGUUGGAAAUUUACAUAUGAUUCACUACACAGUCUUUUGUCUAGUGAAAAGAUUUUGAUAAUUUUAUGUUCGUUGGAAACCUAUUUCAUGGUCAAUGUAUUCUGGAUAUUCUUCAACGACUUAAUAAACGUUUUAAAAGGAUUUGCUCAUGAACUCACAACUACCUGUCAGUUAAGAAAUCAGCCCAAUUGUGCCAAUAAAAAUGCAUGGACAAUCAAACACUGAAAAUAAUUUACAAUCGAUUGAUUAUAAUUGUAACUAAAACGUUUCUUUCUACAUGUUUUCAAUGUGUAAUUUAAUAAAAUUUGUAUACUGUCCACAA